AUGUAUAUAAAGAUGGCCACGUUAGCAAACGGACAGGCUGACAACGCGAGCCUCAGUACCAACGGGCUAGGCAGCAGUCCGGGCAGCGCCGGGCAUAUGAACGGAUUAAGCCACAGCCCGGGGAACCCGUCGACCAUUCCCAUGAAGGACCACGAUGCCAUCAAGCUGUUCAUUGGGCAGAUCCCCCGAAACCUGGAUGAGAAGGACCUCAAGCCCCUCUUCGAGGAGUUCGGCAAGAUCUACGAGCUUACGGUUCUGAAGGACAGGUUCACAGGCAUGCACAAAGGCUGCGCUUUCCUCACCUACUGCGAGCGUGAGUCAGCGCUGAAGGCCCAGAGCGCGCUGCACGAGCAGAAGACCCUGCCCGGGAUGAACCGGCCGAUCCAGGUGAAGCCUGCGGACAGCGAGAGUCGAGGAGGUAGUAGCUGCCUGCGCCAGCCCCCUUCACAUAGAAAACUCUUCGUGGGCAUGCUCAACAAGCAACAAUCUGAGGACGACGUGCGCCGCCUCUUCGAGGCCUUCGGGAACAUCGAGGAGUGCACUAUCCUGCGCGGGCCCGACGGCAACAGCAAGGGGUGCGCCUUUGUGAAGUACUCCUCCCAUGCCGAGGCACAAGCCGCCAUCAACGCUCUUCAUGGAAGCCAGACCAUGCCUGGAGCGUCCUCCAGCCUGGUGGUCAAGUUUGCAGACACCGACAAGGAGCGCACAAUGCGACGGAUGCAGCAGAUGGCAGGCCAGAUGGGCAUGUUCAACCCCAUGGCCAUCCCCUUCGGAGCCUAUGGCGCCUACGCUCAGGCACUGAUGCAGCAGCAAGCAGCCCUCAUGGCGUCGGUCGCGCAAGGAGGCUACCUGAAUCCCAUGGCUGCCUUCGCUGCCGCCCAGAUGCAGCAGAUGGCGGCCCUCAACAUGAAUGGCCUGGCAGCCGCGCCUAUGACCCCAACCUCAGGUGGCAGCACCCCUCCAGGUAUCACUGCACCAGCUGUGCCUAGCAUCCCGUCACCCAUUGGGGUGAACGGCUUCACCGGCCUCCCCCCACAGGCCAAUGGGCAGCCUGCUGCGGAAGCUGUGUUUGCCAAUGGCAUUCACCCCUACCCAGCACAGAGCCCCACCGCAGCGGACCCCCUGCAGCAGGCCUACGCUGGAGUGCAGCAGUAUGCAGGACCUGCCUACCCUGCUGCCUAUGGUCAGAUAAGCCAGGCCUUUCCUCAGCCACCGCCAAUGAUUCCCCAGCAACAGAGAGAAGGGCCCGAGGGCUGUAACCUGCUCAUCUACCAUCUGCCCCAGGAGUUUGGGGACGCUGAGCUGAUGCAGAUGUUCCUCCCUUUCGGUAAUGUCAUCUCCUCGAAAGUGUUUGUGGAUCGGGCGACUAACCAAAGUAAAUGCUUUGGCCGGCACCCCGUGCCCUCCCGCUGCCAGGCCCCCUCCUGUCAGGGAGGACAGUGUGCAAUAAGCUCCUCCGCCCGCAGGCUUCGUGAGCUUCGACAACCCGGCCAGCGCACAGACCGCCAUCCAGGCCAUGAACGGCUUCCAGAUAGGCAUGAAGAGGCUCAAGGUGCAGCUGAAGCGGCCCAAAGACGCCAAUCGCCCGUACUGAGCGCCGGCGGGAGCGUCCCCCGGGGGAGACCAGGACUCGCACAGGGCAGGAUGCUGAACGGGCUACAUUAAAAACAAACCUCUUUCUCUCUCUAUUUUAAAUGAGAACUGUUGGACGACACCUUUGACAUAUCAGCCAAUACCAAUCAAGCUGAAGACUCCAGACACUCCGUGUGACUGUAACAUUUCUUCAAGGAAAGUAUAGCGUCUAUGGAGUGCAGAGGGCACGUGUUUGGGGAAAAAUAUACAAGACAUAAAGAUGACGACGACGAAGAAAAAUGAUAUAAAGCAAACAAACAAAAAACCCGCGACUUUAAAACGAAAUAACUAACGUGAGCCCAGAUGGGGAAGCUGAAGGGCUGGGCACUAGGAGGAGAUGCUGCUGCCAGCCGAUCCUGGGGCGUUUCCUGCCCGCAGGCGCCCGAGGCAGGCAGGGGCAGGUAUACAAUGGGGCCCAGUCCCCAGCAGGCGGCUGGGAGGCCGCCCGCCCGAGCAUCUCUAUUUGUCAUUCCUUUAGCUAUUUAGGGACCAAAGGACCAAACUUUUUAUUGCAGAUGUGUAUGUAGCUCUGUCAAUUAGAGGUGGAAUGGAGACCAACCUCCUUCCUGCCUCCGGCUGUUCUUGAAACAGCUUAGAGCGAUUCUAUGAAAAUGUAAUAAAAAAAUAAAUAAAAUAAAAAAAAAAAUAAAAAAAGAACAAAAAACAAGGAAAAAAAUAAUGCUUCAACGCUUUUAAAACAGCAAGAGAUACUAGUUCUUUGAUACUUUGAGAGGCGCUUUGAUUACCCCGAUUGAAGUCUCUGAAACUUUCCUAUGGUUUUCUGUAUUAUAUGUCUGGAUGGAGCUGUUUAGAUAAAUUGAUUGGUGGAUAUUUGGGGAAAGCAACAAAGCUAUUAAGUCAUUAACCAUAAAGAGAACACGAGGGGAACCAGGGGACUUCGAAGGCAAGGUAAUUGUUGUGAAAAGUCUGUAAAUGCUUCUAAUUCUUCCCCCCUCUUAAAAUCAUAAUAGUUGUA
Apodemus sylvaticus (European woodmouse) is the source of this 2608-nucleotide messenger RNA. RefSeq names its product CUGBP Elav-like family member 4 (gene Celf4). Gene Ontology annotation, biological process: regulation of alternative mRNA splicing, via spliceosome; mRNA splice site recognition. NCBI's taxonomy places the organism in Eukaryota, Metazoa, Chordata, Mammalia, Rodentia, Muridae. Bases 1 to 1665 code for a protein of 554 amino acids. The record is from RefSeq and is a predicted model, not a curated record. Gene Ontology annotation, cellular component: nucleus; ribonucleoprotein complex; cytoplasm. The transcript has 14 exons. Gene Ontology annotation, molecular function: mRNA binding.